Molecule: messenger RNA, 4857 nt
Organism: Symbiodinium natans
Lineage: Eukaryota; Dinophyceae; Suessiales; Symbiodiniaceae
Source: the annotation of a GenBank genome assembly
AUGGCAGAUAAUGACAUUUUCCUGGGCCUGGCACAGGCUGAGGUCAACAAGGCAGUGGCAUGGCUGGAAGACGCGCGCCACAUGCCAGCGUCCAGUGGUUUUUCGCCAACGCAAUGGCUGUGGCAUUGGUUUUCCUCUACGCCAGCCUUUGCGCCUGUCACAGAAGCUGCGGAAAAGAUGGACGCUGUCUUUGGCUUUAGCUCUGGCGAUUGGGCUUUUCAUUGGAUUGAAGAGAUGGAAAAGGCUACCCUGAACCCAGCUUCAGCUUCUUCCCAGGCCGCGCCAACGCAGACUACUUUGGAUAGCAAGUGGCCGCACUUUCCUAAUGGCCACCGCUCCCUGGGAUUGGCACCUGCAGACCUUCUUCGUGCACAUACGUGGUUGGAGGAGGCAGCUUCUUUCAAGGGUGCCAGCGGCUGGGAGGAAGACGAUUGGCUUCGUUAUUGGAUGGAGCAGGAUCCCAUCUUUGAGACUUUGCUUCAGCGCGCUAAGGAGGCCAACCAUGGCUGGAAUAUCGGUCAAUGGCUUUGGCUUUGGGUGUCGCAAGCUGACAGACCUCAGCCUCCUCCGGCGCCUCCUUUGGACACCGCGCCGCCUUUGGCUACCCGAAUCGGGCCGGACGCGUUCCUGCUCAGCCAGCACAAUGAGACGAUUAUCGUCCGGCAGAUUUACUGCCGUUCCACCUGUCAGGACUGCGGGGCUGGCCAUUGCGGAGUCGUGCUGACACGCGAAGACUUACCUCAUCGGCACCGCUGCCUUCUCGCGCAGCCGACGCCCUCAGACAAGCUCUCAGUUCUUUGGGAAUCUUUGAGCCUGGAUUUCCCAGAAGAAGUUGCUUCCCAUUCGGAGCUGAACCGCACCAUCCGCAAUUUUGGUUUCUUGGCUACCUCCUUUGAUCAGUUGGAUCAAUGGUUGGAGUCACACGGUCUCCUGGACUUUGGCUCCGGGACGCAUGCAGACCUGCGGUGUCUUUGGCACAGGUCUCAUGCCUUGGCUUGCUCUGAGGGACAAACAGCAGCUGUGCCCUUUCCGCCGCAAUCCCCUGCUUUGCCCUUGCCGCAGGACCAGUCCCUCAGCUCGGCUUCAGACCCCAGCCGCACCGUGUCUGCCGCCGCAUCAUGGAAUGAGCCUUUCCCAGCUAAGCUCUCAUCAGACAAAACGGCCGAGCUUCGAGCCGCUUUUCUGCGGAAAUACCCUAGCGAGGUGUUAGACGACUCCACCAUGCCUUCGGCCCGUCUCCUUGCUUUGGCUUUCAAACAAGCCUCGUCACAAGAGUGGCGCUUCAUCCCUUGGCGUUGGCGCAUGUCAGUGCUUGAGCUUCAAGAGCAGCAGUUGCAGCGCCCUCGCAAGCUAGCCAGGACCGAGUUGGCAGACCUCAUCUUGGACGAUAUCCCUUCUCGGAACCUCCCGGACACACUGGGCAUGUUUGCUUUGAGCAAGAUUUUGCACUUGCAUAGCGUGGCGAUGGCCAUGGUCACUGACGUGCAUUUGGUGACGCUUAAGAAGUAUGAGUCUACUUUCCUCCGCUUUGCUUCGGCCCGCUUUGACUCUAGCAGUGGCCUCCGCCCACCCAAUGCAUUGGAGUGUGAGCAAGCAGACCGUCGCUUCUGGGAGGCCGUGUCUGAGCUCCGUUUGCAAGGUUGGUCUCUGGACGACUGCAUCCAUGAGAACACAGCCGUCCGCAGCGAGCUGGCUUCUCUUUUGGCACCGCGCGUUUUCCUGCCCAAGGCCAUGCGCCGCCCAGAGGGCAAAGGAGCAGGUGGAGGAAAAGGCAAUAGCCCCGGUGCUGGCUUUGGCAACGGACGGGGGCGCGGCAAAGGCAAGGGGGACGGGCGAGGUCGUGGGAGUGGCCUUGGCACCGGUCGUGGGGGAUCCGGUCUGGGCAACCAAGGCAACUCCGCAGGGACCCCCACAAAUCGCCAGGCACUCGAGCCUAUGCUUUCCAUUUUUCCUCACGCGGGGGAGUUGGCUCUGUCUGUUCCCGACUCGCCAUCCCCAAGAAGCCACACAGAUCCCGAUGUGGCUACUUCAGCCCCAGACAGCCCCAAUCCCACGCUGUCUUUGGCACCAGUCACCACAGAAACCAUGCCGGGACCUUUUCCUCCUAUCUCCUCGCGGGUCGCCUCCGCCCUACAGUCUGUCCGGGAUUUCAAGCAACCUUUCUUCCUGGACAUUUGCGCGGGAGCGGGUUCCCCACUCAGCUUAGCUUUCUUGGAGCAGGGCGUACCGUGCUUGUCCAUUGACAUUCUCAUUGACACAAACAUGGAUCUUCUCCAGGACGACUUCUUUGAGCACUUGCUGCGCAUUUGCACGUCCCGGCAGGUGGCUCUUGCGCACGCUGCCCCCCCCUGCAAGGAGUACUCCCGCCUGAAACUCCUUCCGAGAGGCCCUAAAGCACUUCGGACUCCGGCAUUCCUGAACGGCCUUCCCGAUUUGUCGGCAUCGCAGGCCCUCAGGGUCCAGGAGAGCCACCUUGUCUUUGUACGCUGCGUUCAGCUGCUGCAUGUCAGCUUCUCUUGCGGUGCGCAAGUGUCUCUUGAACAGCCCCCCAACAGCAUGGCCUGGAUGGAGCCGAUUGCGACCAACUUCUUGGCAGCCAUCAGUGCGGAUCUGGUCCAUGUGGCCGCUUGCUCCGUCGAUCUUGACAUGCACAAAGCCUGGCUUUUUGCCACGUCUUUUAGGGCCUUUCAGGCUUUUGCUUCUACAUGUCCGCACACCGAGGGGACCCACUUGGCUCUGCAGGGUUUGCGUGAUGAGUUUGGCAACUUUUGCAGCCGGGCUUCGGCAGAGUACCCCCGCCCUUUAGCGGACAUGUGUGCGGAGCAAGCUCUGCCCCUAUUCGACGUGAAACAAGGGGGAGGGGUGGCCCUUUCUUUCGCCUCGGUCCCUUUGCUUUCCAAGCCUAAGGCCCUACAUGAGGCUCCCGUGGCCUCACAAGAUGGGGCCGGCAUCUUUUCCACGCCAGACUGGAGUGCUCCACCCUCGGGAGCCACCGAUGUGUUUGCGCACCUUAGGCCUAAGUUGAUGGCCUUUCUUCUUCAUGGUCGCUUCCCACAACGUUUGCGCACUUUGGUUUUGGGAGGCUCCGCGGAACCCCUGUUCUCCAGCUCAGAGAUAGACGAUUUGCGUGGCAUCUUCCAGGAUUGGCUCUCCGCGCAUUUCCCGGCCAUUUCCGUAUCCUGGGAAAUCUCUGCAGGGCAACCAUACUGCCUCCAGGCGCUGGCAGCUGUCUCACGCAUUUGCCAAGAUCGAGACUCAUCCCUUUUCACUUGCCUGGAACAAGGUGUGCCUACUGGCUUUGACGGAGACAUUCCCUUGUCCAAUGUCUUCUUGCCACAAGGUGGGGGCCAUCCUUUCGAGCAAUCACUUGGCAUUUGUCAUGGUAAUUGGUCCAGCGCUGAAGCGGAUCUUCCGACCUUGCAUGCCUUAGUGGAAGAGGAGAUCUCCAAUGGCUGGUUCUUGGAGCUGGAUUCUUUGGAAGCAGCUCAAGAGCGUUUUGGCGACAAGCUGGCCAUUGGAAAGAUGUCUAUAGUUAAAGCUGAAGGCAAAAAGCCCCGUCUUGUGGUGGAUUCUACUGUCUGUGGUCCUGGCCGUCGUUGGCUCUUUUACCGCGUUUGCCCUUCCGGAGCGAACUUCUCGGCCCUCUGGUUUCAGCGUCUUGGAAGCUUUUUCCUUCGCACCCUUCACCUUUGGACCUGGCUCCGACACGCCCUACUGGGCUAUGUGGACGAUUUUAUCCUGUUUCAGGACCAGGAGAUCAUCGGCCUUACAGCGUGCAUGACUUUGGCCUUUUGUGCUUUGUUCAACAUACCCUUGUCCAAUGCCAAGUUACAGCUUGGCAGCUGUAUCCAUUGGAUAGGCUGGCACUUUUCCUUCGGCUCUGGCACUUUCUCCAUUCCGAUUGAAAAAGUCCAGAAGCUAAAGCGCUUGCUGCAGGAAGCUUUGCAAGGUCGCCAUGUUGCAAAACGGACCCUGGACAAGGUCACCGGGUUGUUGCAGUGGUUUUGCAAGCUGUAUAAGCAUUUCAAGCCCUGGCUGCAAACCCUCUACGCUGAUGCCAACCGCCCAUUGGCCACCAACUACAGCAUUGACCCUGGCGAUUGGCCCGGCUUGGCCAUUUGUGUUAACGAGGGUCUUGUCUUCACUUCCACGCCGCCGGGAACGAGCAUUCCGACAGGCGCGAAGCUCAUUGAGGCCAGGCACUUGGCACUGCAGUCUAAGAAAGACCUUGCCAAAAUUCCCACAUCCAAGCGCAUUUGGAUGAGAGUGACAGACCCCUCCACCACUCGCCGCAAGCUUUCAGUUUCCAGCCGCGAAAGCCUUCAGUUCUGGCUUAAGUGGUGUGAGGUUCCACCCCUUUUCUUUCCUUUGCAGAAACCUGCGGACGUUCCCAUCGUCUGCGCUGCUGCCGACGCCCGCGCAGAUGGGGACCUUGUGCCAGCUCACCAGGACAUCACUUGCUAUGAGACAUUGGCACAGCUCGGCCUAAUUCUUUGUCUCCAUUCCGUGGUGCCUUUGGCACGCUGGACAGUCCGUCUCCGCACUCUGUCCGACAACACAGGCGCAGAAGCAGGCAUCAACAAGCUCUACAGCUCCGCUUUCCCUUUGUCAGUGUUUCUGAAACGCCUCUCCAUGUUGGCGUGUCUUACUGGCAUUGAGCUUGACGUCUUCCACGUCCCUGGCGAAAAGAACGACGAUGCGGAUUUGCUCUCCCGCUGGAGUGACGAGUCCCAGCCCUUGCCUGCAAAGUUUCUUUCGGACUUCCGUGUGGAUUGCAGCCUGGCACGCAUCUGGCACUUUCGUUCAGAUGUGCGUCUUUGGCCUCCAGAUGCCAAACUCAAAUGGCAGCCGCCUUAG